AUGGAGAAGGCUAGGCAUGAGAGGCCCCGGAGCCCUGAGCAGUCUGUUCUGGCAACUCUGAGUGAUUCCCAUGUGACCCUCCUGGCCGCCCACAAGCGGUGGUCUUUGAGGAGUCCUGGGGCCAGGGGCUCACCUAUGUCAGCAUCUUUGGAGGAGGAAGUCUCUUCACCAUCAGAGGAAGAAGAAUUUCCACAGCGGGGUUUGAAUGGAGCACAAGAAAUCAGUUCCAAUCAGGUCUUAUCUAGACUUUCUUUGCCUACUCAGCCCUGGAAUCCAGCAAUGAAGCAGAAUUUUGCCUUUGACAACGUGGGCUACGAAGGCGGUCUGGAUAGUGUGUCCCCUACUUCACAGAUAACUACCAGCACGGUCAGCAUUCUGGGCAUGACUUGCCAGUCAUGUGUCAAGUCUAUUGAGGGCAGAAUUUCCAGUUUGAACGGCAUCGUGAGCAUUAAAGUAUCCUUAGAACAGAGCAGUGCAACUGUGAAAUAUGUGCCAUCAGUCAUGAGCCUGCAGCAAGUCUGCCGCCACAUUGGGGAUAUGGGCUUCGAGGCAAGCAUUGCUGAAGGAAAGGCUGUCUCCUGGCCCUACAGGUCCUCACCUGCUGAGGAGGCUGUGGUCAAGCUUCGGGUGGAAGGCAUGACCUGCCAGUCCUGCGUCAGCUCCAUAGAGGGCAAGAUUGGGAAACUGCAAGGAGUGGUGCGAGUCAGAGUCUCACUGGGCAACCAGGAAGCGAUCAUCACCUAUCAGCCUUAUCUUAUUCAACCCGAAGAACUCAGAGACCAUGUCAAUGACAUGGGUUUUGAAGCUACCAUCAAGAACAAAACAGUUCCCCUAAGUCUGGGACCAAUUGAUAUUGGACGAUUACAAAGCACUAACCCAAAGAGACCUUCACCUGCUGCUCAGCAAAGUUUCACUAAUUCUGAGACCCUGCGGGACCGAGGAAGCCAUGAGGUCACCUUGCAACUGAGAGUAGAUGGAAUGCACUGUAAGUCUUGUGUCUUCAAUAUUGAAGAAAACAUAGGCCAACUCCCAGGGAUUCAAAGUAUUAAAGUGUCCUUGGAGAACAGAGCUGCCCAAGUACAGUUUGAGCCUUCUCGCGUCUCCCCUGUUGCUCUGCAGAAGGCCAUCGAGGCCCUUCCACCUGGAAACUUUAAAGUUUUUCUUCCUGAUGGUUCAGAAAUUAGUAGGACAGAGUGUCUGCCAGAUGUCAGGCCUUCUGAAUGCCACUCCUUUGGCUUCUCCCAGAGAAACCAGGAGCCUGGAGCACACAGUACUGUGGUGCUUGCCAUUGCUGGCAUGACCUGCGCUUCCUGUGUCCAGUCCAUUGAAGGUGUCAUCUCCCAGAGGAAAGGGGUACAGCGGAUAUCAGUCUCUCUGACUGAAGGGACUGGAACUGUUCUCUUUAACUCUGCUCUAAUUAGCCCAGAAGAACUCAGAGCUGCUGUAGAAGACGUGGGAUUUGAGGUUUCCAUUAUCUCUGAAAACUGUUCUAGCAACCGUGUUGGAAGCCACAAUGCUGGGAAUUCUAUGGUGCAAACUACAGGUGGUACAUCUGUGUCAGUACAGGAAGUGGCUCCCUGUGCCAGGGAGCUCCCUCGCAGCCACAGCCCCGGCCACUCAUCCAACUCAGCGCAAUCUUCCAGAACAGUGGUGCCACAGAAGUGCUUUUUACAGAUUUCAGGGAUGACCUGUGCAUCCUGUGUAUCUAACAUAGAGAGGAAUCUGCAGAAAGAAGCUGGUGUUCUGUCGGUGCUGGUUGCAUUGAUGGCUGGAAAGGCAGAGGUCAAGUAUGAUCCAGAAAUCAUCCAGCCACUUGAAAUAGCUCAGCUCAUCGAGAACUUGGGCUUUGAGGCAGCAGUAAUGGAAGACUACACAGGCCCAGAGGGCAACAUUGAGCUGAUCAUUAGAGGGAUGACCUGCGCUUCCUGUGUUCACAACAUAGAGUCCAAGCUCAUGAGGACAAAUGGCAUCACCUAUGCUUCAGUGGCCCUUGCCACUAGCAAAGCCCAUGUUAAGUUUGAUCCUGAAGUUAUUGGUCCACGGGAUAUUAUAAAAAUUAUUGAGGAAAUUGGCUUUCAUGCUUCUUUGGCCCAGAGAGACCCCAACGCUCAUCACUUGGACCACAAGCUGGAAAUAAAGCAAUGGAAGAAGUCUUUCCUGUGCAGCUUGGUGUUUGGCAUUCCAGUUAUGGGUUUAAUGAUCUAUAUGCUAAUACCCAGCCAUGAACCUCAUGAAUCUAUGGUCCUAGACCACAACAUCAUCCCAGGACUGUCCAUUCUAAACCUCAUCUUCUUCAUCUUGUGUACUUUUGUCCAGUUCCUCGGUGGGUGGUACUUCUAUGUCCAGGCCUAUAAGUCUCUGAAGCACAAAGCAGCCAACAUGGACGUGCUCAUUGUGCUGGCCACAACCAUUGCCUAUGUCUACUCUCUGGUGAUCCUGGUGGUGGCCGUUGCCGAGAAGGCCGAGCGGAGCCCAGUGACGUUCUUUGACACACCUCCCAUGCUCUUCGUGUUCAUUGCCCUGGGGCGAUGGCUGGAACACGUGGCAAAGAGCAAAACCUCAGAAGCCCUUGCCAAACUUAUGUCUCUCCAAGCCACAGAAGCCACAGUUGUGACCCUUGGCGAGGACAACAUAAUCAUCAGAGAGGAGCAAGUACCCAUGGAGCUGGUUCAACGGGGUGAUAUCAUCAAGGUUGUCCCCGGGGGAAAGUUCCCAGUGGAUGGGAAAGUCCUGGAAGGCAAUACCAUGGCUGACGAGUCCCUCAUCACAGGAGAAGCCAUGCCAGUCACGAAAAAGCCAGGAAGCACGGUGAUUGCUGGGUCUAUAAAUGCACAUGGCUCUGUGCUCAUUAAUGCCACCCAUGUGGGCAAUGAUACCACUCUGGCUCAGAUUGUGAAACUGGUGGAAGAGGCACAGAUGUCAAAGGCACCCAUUCAGCAACUGGCUGACCGAUUUAGUGGAUAUUUUGUCCCAUUUAUCAUCAUCAUAUCAACUUUGACGUUGGUGGUAUGGAUUAUAAUCGGUUUUAUCGAUUUUGGUGUUGUUCAGAAAUACUUUCCUACCCCUAACAAGCACAUCUCCCAGGCCGAGGUGAUCAUCCGGUUUGCCUUCCAGACGUCCAUCACGGUGCUGUGUAUAGCCUGCCCCUGCUCCCUGGGUUUGGCCACACCCACGGCGGUUAUGGUGGGCACGGGGGUGGCCGCACAGAAUGGCAUCCUCAUCAAGGGAGGCAAGCCUCUGGAGAUGGCACACAAGAUAAAGACUGUGAUGUUUGACAAAACGGGCACCAUUACGCACGGGGUCCCCAAAGUCAUGCGGUUCCUCCUGCUUGUGGACAUGGCUGCACUGCCUCUGAGGAAGGUUCUUGCUGUGGUGGGAACAGCAGAGGCCAGCAGUGAGCACCCCUUGGGCGUGGCAGUCACCAAGUACUGUAAAGAGGAACUUGGAGCAGAAACCUUGGGGUACUGCACGGACUUCCAGUCAGUCCCAGGCUGUGGAAUUGGCUGUAAGGUCAGCAGCAUGGAUGGCAUCCUGGACCCAAGUGAGCAGACUGGGCACCUGAGUGGUGUUGGCAGCAUGCCCACUGAGAAAGAUGCAGCCCCUGAGACCUUCUCUGUACUGAUUGGAAACCGUGAGUGGAUGAGGCGCAAUGGCUUAACCAUAACCAGUGACGUCAGUGAUGCGAUGACGGACCACGAAAUGAAGGGACAGACAGCUGUCUUGGUGGCUAUCGAUGGUGUCCUCUGUGGGAUGAUUGCCAUCGCAGAUGCGGUCAAGCAGGAGGCAGCGCUGGCUGUGCAUACACUGAAGAGCAUGGGUGUGGAUGUGGUUCUCAUCACGGGGGACAACCGGAAGACAGCCCGAGCCAUUGCCACCCAGGUUGGCAUCAACAAAGUCUUUGCUGAGGUGCUGCCUUCCCACAAAGUGGCCAAGGUCCAGGAGCUCCAGAACAAAGGGAAGAAAGUCGCCAUGGUGGGAGAUGGGGUCAACGACUCCCCAGCCUUGGCCCGGGCAGAUGUGGGCAUUGCCAUUGGGACAGGCACAGAUGUAGCCAUCGAGGCAGCCGACGUCGUCCUCAUCAGAAAUGACUUACUUGAUGUGGUGGCUAGCAUUCGUCUUUCUAAGAGGACUGUCCGGAGAAUACGAAUCAACCUGGUCCUGGCCUUGAUUUAUAACCUGGUUGGGAUACCCAUUGCAGCAGGUGUCUUCAUGCCCAUUGGCCUGGUGCUGCAGCCGUGGAUGGGAUCAGCAGCUAUGGCAGCCUCCUCCGUAUCUGUGGUGCUCUCAUCCCUGCAGCUGAAAUGCUAUAGGAAGCCAGACCUGGAGCGGUAUGAGGUGCAGGCCCAGGGCUGCAUGAGGCCCCUGACCCCGUCCCAGGUCAGCGUGCACAUCGGUAUGGAUGACCGGCGGUGGGACUCCCCCCGGGCCAUGCUGUGGGACCAGGUCAGCUACAUCAGCCAGGUGUCUCUGUCCUCGCUGACCUCAGACAGGCUGUCCCGGCACAGUGCCUUGGCUGCCGACACUGGGGAUAAGUGGUCUCUGCUUCUGAACGACAGGGACGAGGAGCAAUAUAUCUGA
Molecule: messenger RNA, 4578 nt
Organism: Orycteropus afer afer
Lineage: Eukaryota; Metazoa; Chordata; Mammalia; Tubulidentata; Orycteropodidae
Gene: ATP7B
Product: ATPase copper transporting beta
Exons: 21
Coding region: 1-4578 (1525 amino acids)
Biological process (GO): monoatomic cation transport
Cellular component (GO): membrane
Molecular function (GO): copper ion binding; ATPase-coupled monoatomic cation transmembrane transporter activity; ATP hydrolysis activity
Source: RefSeq, a predicted model, not a curated record